AUGAAGGCAUCCUGGCGAGGCUUCCGUGAUAUUGAAGUGGAAAUCGUCAUGGAAGUAUCUAGGGAGUCUUCCCAGGACAACUCGCAGCGCCGGAAUCCUGUCAAGUUCAAGUCCUGAAAACAGGCAAGCAUGCUGAAGUUGGAUUGAAUUCUCACUUGUCGUGGGUGUACUCAAAUGUCCAGCUGAUUCCAACCACUUAUUUCGGACUUCCGGUCCACGCUCACACGGAUGGUAUGCACGCAAAAGAGCUCCCGACCUCCUCUUUCAUAUCCUAGUAUACCAGCAAGGAGAGGAUAUUCGACAUGUCCAGUAUCCUUUUUAGAGUAUCUUCUUCAGAGGCGAUCGAAGAACGAGCACGAGGUCCACCGCGUGGAUAACUUGGCAAGCUUGGAUAGUGGAU
This is a messenger RNA of Verticillium dahliae VdLs.17, 400 nucleotides long. RefSeq lists its product as uncharacterized. The record is from RefSeq and is a predicted model, not a curated record. Lineage: Eukaryota; Fungi; Ascomycota; Sordariomycetes; Glomerellales; Plectosphaerellaceae. The transcript has a single exon. The coding region runs from base 1 to 117 and encodes 38 amino acids.